Messenger RNA from Plasmodium reichenowi, 1014 nucleotides. RefSeq names its product clathrin coat assembly protein AP180, putative. The record is from RefSeq and is a predicted model, not a curated record. The annotation marks the transcript as partial. Lineage: Eukaryota; Apicomplexa; Aconoidasida; Haemosporida; Plasmodiidae. The transcript has a single exon.
UGUGAAUAUUUCAUCAGCGAUGUUAAAGAUAAGGAGGAGCUCAUAAAAAAAUUAACACACUUUACACACCUAGAAGAUUUAAAAGACAAAGGUAUUGGUAUAAGAGAUAUUUCAAAUAACAUAUUAAAAUUAUUGAAUGAUAAUAAAUACCUAAAAAAUGAGAGAAUAGAAGCAGCAAAAUAUGCAAAUAUUUGUACUAAUAUAGAAUCGAAACCUAUAGAAAAAAAAGGGUUUUUUUCGAAUAGAAAAAAAAAGAAGAAGCAUAAAAUUAAAAGAACAAGUGAAUAUAGUAGAAGAAAUAUUAAUGAUCCAAGAAAUCUACGACAAAGUUUACAAUCAAAAAAUAUAUUAGAUCAAAUACAAGAAGAAAGGAAAUCAAUUUAUGGAUAUACAAAUGAUGAUGAUAAUAAUCGAUUUAAUGAAAAAAGAUAUGAUACAGAAGAAAAUAAUCAUAAUCAUAUUUCUUCAUAUUCUUCAAAUAUUUCAUCAUCAUCAUCUUCUUCUACUUCUUCAUCGUCAUCUUCCUCAACAUCAUCAUCUUCAUCAUCACCCUCGUCAUCAGCAACAUCUUCAUCUUCUCGAAGUAUUAAUAGACAUUCAUCUAAUAGUUCUCUUUCAAAUUACAAAACAAAUAAUAAUCAUAAAAAAAUAUCAAAACGAAAAAAACGUAUAAAACAUAAAAAGCAUUCAAUAUCCUCAUCUGAAAAAUCGUCAAGAAGAUCUAAUCGUUCCAUAUCAAAUUCUCAAGAUGAAUAUAAUAAUAACUCAUCUAAAUUAUCUACACAAUCAAAAGGCCAUUCAGCGUCACGUACAUCAUCAUGUGUAUCGUCGCAUACUUCUUAUAAACAUUCAUCUAGAUUAUCAUCACGUUCAUCAACUUCUUCCUCGGACUCGAACAGCUAUUCUAGUCGUUCUAGGGGAAGGUCACAUAUGAGAAAUAAACAUGCACGUUCAAGAAAAAAUAAAAGAGAAAAGGAAAAAAAAAAAAGAAGAUCAACAACUAGACACAAAUGA